Molecule: messenger RNA, 3083 nt
Organism: Caenorhabditis elegans
Lineage: Eukaryota; Metazoa; Nematoda; Chromadorea; Rhabditida; Rhabditidae
Gene: duo-3
Product: ubiquitinyl hydrolase 1
Exons: 11
Coding region: 1-2775 (924 amino acids)
Biological process (GO): protein deubiquitination; ubiquitin-dependent protein catabolic process
Molecular function (GO): cysteine-type deubiquitinase activity
Source: RefSeq, marked reviewed
AUGCUGGAAAACUUCUUUAUUGACGUGACCAUCACAAGACCUCGCAUCACACCUAUAAGAAUGUUGAAGAGACAAAUCGAAUUCACAUCGGAUUCUAUCAGAUUCAGGUGUCCCGGAGGAGGAGACAAAGAGUAUUACUAUACACAAAUGAUGUACAAGCCGAUAGCGGAUAAUUCACAUACGGGAGCCAAAUUGUUGAACAUUGAGUUGAAUAAACAGUGCGAAGAAAGUUAUAUCAAACUUGAAUUCACAAGCCACGAUGCUCACAGGCACAUGGGAUGGGUUGUAAAUCAGUUUAAUAAAAUGAUUGAAGCCAAUAAAGAUGUAAUGGAACAUCCAAAAAAACGGAAUCUUGCAACUUUCUCCUCCAACAAAAGCAGCAAUUCCGCUGAUCAUGGAAAAAAUUCUGAAGACUUGGAAAACUAUCUACAGAGGAAACAAUCAGCUGAUUAUCAACAGAAAAAGAUGGUAAAUCUUCAACAUACGCUGACUCCUUCUCCAUACGCUUCUUCAACACCAAAACACACUCCAACUAACCAAAUGGAUCGUUCGAAGAUAUCUUUCGUCAUAAAACCACAAAUUAACCUGAAAAACUGCUCGAGGGAGUUGCUUUCUCCGAAAUCAUCGAUAUUUUCCUCAUCCCCAAAGCCAAAGGAAACGUCUCCAUUCUACAAGACAACUCCCACAAAAACAUUUUCAUCAACUCCCAAGAAUUUAAAACUCGAAAAUCUGAAAAGUCCAGAAGAUAUCAAAUCUCCACCGCCUAUCAAAAAGAAUUUCGUUGCAACACCGUCGACUUCUAAAAGUACUGCUUCUUAUUCUUAUUCUCGAGAAACACCGAAACGGGAGACACCGGCACGUGAAACGCCAUCAUAUUGGAAUCAAGAAGUCAAAUAUCCAAACAGGCGCCUAUAUAAUACUGGUAACUCGUGUUACUUCAAUUCAACAAUGCAAGCACUUUCCUCAUGUCCAUCAUUGGUUUCUCGUUUCGAAAUGCUUCAUCGAUUGAGACAUGGAAAUUAUCUGGAAUGCCCGUCUUACGACUUGAGACCGAAGUUCGCUGUAUUUGAAAGUUGUCUGAGAAUGAUGGUGAAGCUUAGUGAUCGCAUGGAAAAUCCGCAUCUAAAAGAAUACAGACUUCCAUCAUUUUCCGAAACGGAGCUAGCAAAUACUCGUUUGAAAAUAGGACGAGUUGUAAAAGAAUUUGAUAACAACGAUCAAAAGGAUGCUCACGAAUAUUUAACGGAACUUCUGAGUUGUGUUGAUGAUAUUAUGCAAGUUGUUCCAGAUGAAAUUAAACAUUUGGAUCCAUUGAAUUCGAUACGAUAUAAAACUGAACGAAGCUUUAUUUGUUUCAAUUGUGGCCAUGAAGAAAAAUCCAGUGAUUGUGGAUGGAUUUUGCCACUUUCCAUUAGUAACAACGACUACGGGAUCAUCGAGUUGCUCGAAUCAAACUUCAAAACCACACUGGAAACGAAUAAAAUAUGUUCUUCUUGCAGUUGUGAAAAUGCGGUAUCAAGCGAAAGGAUAGCCAAUUUUCCCGAAUGUCUGAUUCUCAAUCCAAUGCGUUACGAAAGAACAUCAAUAAGUGAUUAUCGAAAGGACAAUCGUCAAAUUACAGUUCCACUGACAUUAGAUCUCACUCGAUUCGGAGCAUUUGCUUCUUUGGAACAGGAUGAAAAUCGAAAUUCUGUGUCAUUUGGUUCAUGUGGAAAAGAUUCAAUAAAAUACAGAAAUGGGCCGAGUAUUGGUCCACGACUUUUAUCAUUAAAUGGAGGAUCGUUGGAUGAUGAGGAAAUUGAUAUUGAAAUGAUGAAAGAAGUAGUUAAGAAUCCAUUACAUUUCAAAUGGCUCACUGAUUUGGAUGAAAUUGAGCAAAUGCUCAAACUUACUAAUAUUACAUAUAGAAGAGAUGAUGUUAAAAUUCACGUCGAAAAGCUUGAAAACGAAAAGUCGGUCGUAAUGAAGAAGUUUGAUCGUCCUGGAAGAGUAAAAGGAAUUGAAUCUGAUGGAAACUGCUUUUAUCGUGCAAUCUCUUGGUGCUUAACUGGAUCUCAAAAAUAUCAUAAAGCACUUCGAAUCGCCACUGCAAAUUAUCUUCGAAAUGACAUUGCGAUUGUGGAUAAGUACUGUCAUAAGACAGAUCACAAGACUUAUGUACAACAAGUAGAAGGAGAUGGAUGGUGGGCAACGAAUGUGGAAAUAUGUGUGAUGGCGAAUCUUUUGAAUGUGAAUAUCUACACAUUUCUAUCGGAUGGCUGGAUAUGCACAUCACCUCAAAAUAGUUCAACAUCUCGCAGUGGAUCAUUUUAUCUUGAAAAUAAGGAUUGCCACUAUGAACCAGUUCUCAGUUUGAAGAAAGAUGAUUCGUUGAGAAGCCGAAAAAGAAGAAACACAGAUACUGAAUAUACGGAUGACAAUGAAGGCGGUGGUUUUAAGAAAAGAAAGCCCGAUGAUGAUGCUUCACGUAAACCAAGAAAUUUAUCAGAGUCUGAAAGAAGAAGACAGCCUCCACGGGAUGCCGAAGACAAUGGAAAUCAUUACAAGAAAAUGAACGCGAACACUGAUCAAAUCGCCAAAUAUCGCCUCUUCGCCGCCAUCUGCCACAUUGGAGAAUUCCCGGAUAGAGGUCACUACUUGGCACUCACUCGUGAUCUUUACAAUCCAUCAAAAUGGCUUGAUUGUUCGGAUGCAGUUGUACGAGAUAUUUCUUCUGGAGAUGUUAUCAAGGAUGCUUCAUCGUCAGGCUACUUGCUGUUCUAUGAUAGACAGUGAAAUUUAAAAAAUACUGUAAAGUUUUAACUUUAAGUUCAAAGUACAAUGUUACAUUAUAUUCCCACUCAAAGAUUUCUAUUCGAUAUCCUUUUUUACUUCAUUAAUCCUUUGAAUAUACCCAUUUUUUGUCUUUCAACAGUUUCCCUACAGUAUUUCCCUUGUUUUUCUCUUUUUUUUCUAACUACUGUAACAAAUGGUAUUUCUUUCCCGUGGUUUUCUGGUGGUAUUAUUAUUUUUUUCUUCAUAACAUAAAGUUGUUGUACCGUUUAUCAUGGUAGUGUUAACGUUCAGUAUAAACUAAUUCUCAA